AUGACGUCGCCAUACCCAGCAUCCAGCUCCUUCUCACCCUCCAUUUCCUCCGACAUGCCUGCGGCGUCCAACAGGCCAGUCUCUGAUUUGCCGCAAGCCCAGGUCGACGCGAUAAUCCGGACGAAGCGCAAGGCCCGCGAACCUAAGGCCUGCUACCCAUGUCAUGCACGAAAGGUCAAAUGCGAUCGCAACCUUCCGUGUGAUGGCUGCGUGAAGCGCGACCAUGCCAACCUCUGCUCCUACGAGCGUCCUUCCAAGAAACAAUCGCAAGCCUUUCACGAAAGCCCUACUGCCAGCUCAGCUCCGGUUCCAGUCGCGAUGCCAGAAUACCCAACAACUUAUUCUUACAAUGAUACCCCAGCGCAGAUGAAUCCGAGAUUGUCCGUGGGCCGACCAGACGGCCCGAGCGGUGGUGCGCGGGUGUCAAUCGCCCGGGAGGAGUGGGAUAAUGUGCGCAAUAGACUGCGGGAGAUGGAGUCGACGAUCUCUUCGCUUCGUGUUGGCCUAGAAAAGGCCGAAGAUGGCCUCACAAACUCCAUGGAUACCGGGAGCGUGCAGAGCGGCGAUGCGGGUUCCCGUUCUAAAGCUGCUUCGCCGGAACGCGAGGGUAUCCAUGCCGCAAAUACCCUUGGUAAAGGCACGGUGCAUUUGGGCUCUCGAUCAGUGCUGGCUUACAUCUUGAACAACCAAUCUGGAUCCGAUCAACUUCAAGCACUUUUGGAAGGCGGGAUAUUGCCCAAGCUUGGGUUGGACAACGAGUCUGCAACUUACCCAUUUGUGGAUUUGUGGUCCACCGAUAUGUCGACAUUUGAUAUCACAGCGGUCUGCAGCGCCCUCCCAACGGAUCAGCAAUGUCGAGAAAUGUUCUACUACUAUAAAGACAUUUCAGGGGCCAUAUAUCCAGUUCUGGAAGACGUUGUCGAGUUUGAGAGCGCACUCGAGUUGUUAUUGCAGACCAGAAGUGCCAUGGGCGGUGAAUAUCGCGCCGACCAGGAUGAAUCGCAAAAGCCUUUUGGCGUCAGCCUUGCAUACCUAGGACUCUUGUUUGCCGUUCUUGCUUCCGGAUGUCAAUCGUCCGACUACGGCAGCAAAGAGAGAGAAUUGACCUCGCAAGUCUAUGUUUGCUGCUCUUAUCAAUGUCUUCGCAUGACAAACUUCCUAUCUCAGCCCACAAUUGAAGCAAUCCAAACCCUUCUGGUAAUAGGCAAUGUGCUAUCAUACAACAUGAACCCUGGAAUCUCUUAUGUGUUGCUUGGAAUGACUCUCCGCAUGGGUUUGGCCCUUGGUCUUCAUGUUGAAUCAAGUCACUUCUCGUCAGCGGAGCGAUAUCGCCGAAGACAUACUUGGUGGUCUAUGGCAUGGCAAGAUAGUCAUUUCUCACUCUCAUAUGAUCGACCAUCUACCACUGCAGUAAGCCAGCCAGAUAUCGCCUACAAGGAAGGCUCCAAGGCUGGUGAUCUGUCUUACUUCGAGACUCUUUGUCGGGUCAUCUCUCUUGCGUUGGAGGUUGUCCGUAUACGCAUGUUGAGCCCACACGCCCAAAUCAACCUAGAGAGUAUUCAAGGCUAUAAGGAACGCAUUCAAAAGAUCAUGAUCGAGGCCAAGCCCUAUCUGCGAGAUGCGAGCCGAUGUUCUACAUCACCGGAACAUCUAGAGAGGGUUGUACUCAAGCUUCAUUCUUCAUAUUUUGCCUCUGAGCUCUGUCGACCAGCGCUCAAGCCAAUGGCUGACUUUAGUGAUGCAAGCGUUGCCAGCAUGCGGGCAACCUGCGUGGCGAAUCUGAUGACAACUGUUGAAGCUUAUAUUGAGAUGCACAACAUCAGCUCUCAUGCUGCGCGCUCCUGGAUUGCGCUACAGCGUGCAAUCAGCUCGGCAUUCUUGCUUGCUGUCAUCGAAGAAGCGAAGCUGGACCCGAACGUCUGGAAUCUUCUGCGACAAUUGGAAGGUAUUAUCGCACAAAGAGCAAGUACCGAACGGGCUUAUGAUUCAAACGAGGCUGCUGCCACUGUUGCUAGCAUGACUUCGCCAUCUCAGAAUCUUGGCGGCUAUGAUCCAAUCACUGGGGCUGCCAACUCAUCCAACCCUAUCGCUCCGGUGGUGGACCCCAAUUCGCCUGCUGGUUUGCCAGCUGACACUCAAACGCAAUGGGCCAAAUCGCUGGCGAAAACACAUCGUGCUCUGCAAAAAUUACUCAACGCUUUUGAACACCACCCUUCGAGACAAAUUCCUGGGCGUAAUGGCACACCUGCAUAUCUCCCCCAUCCUAGCCUGAACCCGGCUUCUGCUUCGAUGGGAUCGUUCGUCCCUGUUUCUGCCAGCAUGACCCCCAGUGUCGGGUCUCUCCCACCGCCCACGCCAGAGAGCUCGGGCAGUGGAGAAUGGUCUAUGCCUAACAUAAUGGAUCGAGCAGCGGAGUACAUCCAUCCGCCUCUGUGGGGCUAG
Penicillium olsonii is the source of this 2442-nucleotide messenger RNA. Lineage: Eukaryota; Fungi; Ascomycota; Eurotiomycetes; Eurotiales; Aspergillaceae. The record is from the annotation of a GenBank genome assembly.